AUGCCGCGCGCGGACCGUCUUGCGAUGGAAGCUGCACAGAGCUCUCCUGGACCCUCCACUGGGCAUAUGGCUUCCGGGAGCUCCCUGGAAGACGGCGAGGUUGUGUCAGGCUCAUACCGCUCGGGACGGUCGUCGAGAGCGAGAACGCCGCCGGAAGACGGCGAACCGGUUCCGCGCAAGUCUGAACCUAGGCGUUUCUCUGGAGACGACGCUCUCGGCGAACGAACUUCACGGGGAAACGCGUCGCGCGACCGCGUGCGCGUCAAGAGCGAAGAGAGCGGGGUCGCGGCACCACCGGUUAUGGAGAGGGACUCGUCCAGUGGGAGGAGACGCCGCACGGCUACCAUUGACGUCUUUGGGAACAAGCUCGAUCCAUCUCCGGCGCAUACAGCCAGUCCCCCGACCCCCUCUCCGUCAAAGCAGGUCGCAAACAAGCCCACUCAAGCCGUCCCUUCGUCCUCCUCUUCUAGUUUCGGUUCUAGUACCAUCUCUAUUGAUCCACUCUCGCGACCCUCGUCCACUCUCGCGGGCUCCUCCGGCCUGUCUCUUAUCAACGCACUCCCCGAGGAAACAGUCAAUUCGACCAAGUUCUCUCGCGAAGUAAUUGAUUCUUGCCGCGACAUCAUGGCCAAGCUCAUCGCAAGCACCUCAAAGAACAAUACCCCCGAAAGCGCCCGCUCACUGCUGUCAGACGAUAAAAUGGUCGACUUCAUCCGGCUCGCAAGAACGAUCCGCGCUCAGGUUGCUCCCAAGCGAUCUCUUGAAGACGACUCUAUGCAACCUCGACCGCUCAAGUCGCCGAGGUCGGACCCGCUCGCUAAGACCGAGGAAACGCCUGCUCGUACCUCUGCGACCAGUAGGUCGAGCACGAGGUUCGGACCGGCACUACAAACUCCUGCUUCUGAGUCUCGGCUUCAAGAGCAUGCGACGGUGCUUCCUGCGGACCUGCCUCCUGGAGCCUCGACAGCCUCCGCCCCAGAAGUCGUUAUGGAGAGUGCCAAUAUCUCUAAUGUGGAUCACCCGCAAUCGUCAUCCUUCACUGUAGAGCAACCUGUGGAAAUAAAAACUGCUCCAGCUAGACGCAGAACGAGAAGCCUCAGUCCCACCGUACCCACGUCGUACCUCCAACAACCGUCGUCUACAUCGACCCUGGUCGAUCUCGGCAAGGGAGCGUGGACCCCUCAAUCGCAGUUGUCGCCGUCAUCUACGAUGAUGCACGAUGCUACUCACCUUGAAGAUGCAGAAAUGAAGAACACCGAGGCCACCCGAAUUCCAGACGUCGUACCCGACGAUCCAUCAACCCCCCGCGAACUGGAUCCUGCCCCGUUUGGAGAUGAGCCCCCGUGUUCUCCGUGUCCGGUCCCCGGUAUCUGGGCGGAGUUCAGGGGUUGUAAAGCAAGCUUAAGAGGUGGUCACAGCGGGAAGAGUCAUUCGAGUUAG
Molecule: messenger RNA, 1440 nt
Organism: Epithele typhae
Lineage: Eukaryota; Fungi; Basidiomycota; Agaricomycetes; Polyporales; Epitheliaceae
Exons: 3
Coding region: 1-1440 (479 amino acids)
Source: RefSeq, a predicted model, not a curated record